Messenger RNA from Salmo salar (Atlantic salmon), 8624 nucleotides. NCBI's taxonomy places the organism in Eukaryota, Metazoa, Chordata, Actinopteri, Salmoniformes, Salmonidae. The record is from RefSeq and is a predicted model, not a curated record.
AAGAACAACUACAAUGGCGUCGCGAGCCCGGGCUCGAGCACUAAAGUGCAGACUGCACUGUGUGCGCGCGCGGAGAUGACAGUCGCCAUUUUAUUUUGAAAAAUUUAACCGAACUGGAAGGAGAGCAACCCUUUUAAUUAAUUAAGUUUGGGCGCAGAAACCCAAAGGAAUGAACAUCACAAAUACAUUUUAGGGACCAUGAUGCUGAACUUGAUUUUGCACUGAGGGACUUUACCUUGUAUCAAGAUCCAUUGACAGAAGAAGCUUGUUUUAAAACAGACAUUUUUCACACCUGGGGGGGGGCAGAAGUAUCUUAUCACUGAAGUGACUAAAGGGGAAUAAUGGUGAUUUUGCGCCGGGCACGGCCGCCUGCUUCCGCCCCAACCAGCAAUGAAUCUUGACUCGCUCUCGCUGGCUUUGUCUCAAAUCAGCUACCUGGUGGACAAUUUAACAAAGAAAAACUACAGAGCCAGCCAGCAGGAAAUACAGCAUAUUGUGAAUCGUCACGGCCCUGAGGCGGACAGGCAUUUAUUACGCUGUCUCUUCUCCCAUGUGGAUUUCAGUGGUGAUGGUAAAAGCAGUGGCAAAGAUUUUCAUCAGUUUCUGAUCCAGGAGUGUGUUUCACUGAUUUCAAAGCCUAAUUUUAUUUCAACACUUUGCUACGCCAUCGACAAUCCUUUGCACUACCAGAAGAGUUUGAAGCCGUCGUCCCACUUGUUUACUCAGUUGAGUAAAGUUCUCAAGCUAAGCAAGGUUCAAGAAGUGAUAUUUGGCCUUGCUUUGCUCAAUUCGUGCAACGCAGACCUUCGUGGUUUUGCCGCGCAGUUCGUCAAACAAAAGCUCCCUGAUCUCCUCCGCUCGUACGUGGACGCGGACCUUGGCGUUAACCAGGAAGGUGGCUUCCAAGAUAUUGCCAUAGAGGUCCUGCACCUGCUCCUCUCCCAUCUUCUGUUUGGCCAGAAGGGAGCCAGUGGCGUCGGACAAGAGCAGAUUGACGCUUUCCUCAAGACACUGUGCAGAGAUUUCCCGCAGGCGCGCUGCCCUGUGGUGCUUGCACCGCUGCUGUACCCUGAAAAACGGGACAUUCUGAUGGACAGGAUUCUGCCAGACUCGGGAGAGUUAGCCAAGACCAUGAUGGAGAGUUCUCUUGCAGAGUUCAUGCAGGAAGUUGGCUAUGGCUUUUGUGCAAGUCUUGAUGAAUGCCGCAACAUAAUUCUGCAGUAUGGGGUGCGAGAGGUUACUGCCAGCCAGGUGGCCAGGGUCCUGGGGAUGAUGGCUCGUACCCACUCUGGCUUGUCUGAUGGAAUCCCCCUACAGUCCAUCUCUGCUCCGGGCAGUGGCAUUUGGAGUGAUGGAAAGGACAAAAGUGAUGGUUCUCAGGCCCACACUUGGAAUGUAGAAGUUCUGAUUGACGUGGUCAAAGAAGUUAACCCCAAUCUCAACUUCAAAGAGGUGACCUACGAGCUCGAUCACCCUGGCUUUAUGAUCCGGGACAGUAAGGGACUUCAGAUGGUGGUGUAUGGGAUCCAGAGGGGCCUGGGUAUGGAGGUGUUCCCUGUCGAUCUCAUCUACCGGCCCUGGAAGCAUGCUGAGGGACAGCUGUCAUUCAUUCAGCACUCCCUCAUGAGCCCAGAUGUGUUCUGCUUCGCUGACUACCCCUGCCACACUGUAGCCAUCGACAUACUGAAGGCGCCACCCGAGGACGAUAACAGGGAGAUAGCCACCUGGAAGAGCCUGGACCUGGUGGAGAGCCUCCUGCGCCUCUCUGAGGUGGGCCAGUACGAGCAGGUGAAGCAGCUCUUCAGUUUCCCCAUCAAACACUGUCCUGACAUGUUGGUGCUGGCACUGCUGCAGAUCAGCACCUCUUGGCACACCCUGCGCCAUGAGCUCAUCUCCACCCUCAUGCCCAUCUUCCUGGGCAACCACCCCAACUCCGCCAUCAUCUUGCACUACGCGUGGCACGGACAGGGCCAGUCCCCCUCUAUCCGUCAGCUGAUCAUGCACUCGAUGGCAGAGUGGUACAUGAGAGGAGAGCAGUACGACCAGGCCAAGCUGUCCCGCAUCCUGGAUGUGGCCCAGGACUUGAAGUCUCUUUCAAUGCUGCUAAAUGGUACUCCAUUUGCCUUUGUUAUUGACCUUGCUGCACUUGCCUCUCGCCGUGAAUACCUCAAACUUGACAAAUGGCUGACUGACAAAAUCCGAGAGCACGGGGUGGGUGGCGAGCCCUUCAUCCAGGCAUGUGUAACGUUCCUGAAAAGACGCUGUCCCUCUAUUAUGGGUGGUCUUGCCCCAGAGAAGGACCAGCCCAAAAGCGCCCAGCUUCCCCCGGAAACGAUGGCUACCAUGCUGGGCUGUCUGCAGGCCUGUGCAGGGAGUGUGUCUCAAGAGCUCUCUGAGACUAUCUUGACCAUGGUUGCCAACUGUAGCAACGUCAUGAACAAAGCCCGCCAGCCACCACCGGGGGUCAUGCCAAAGGGACGUGCUCCCAGCACCAGCAGUCUAGACGCCAUUUCCCCUGUGCAGGUAUCGGUGUCUCCUCUCCAGAUGGAUCCCCUGACAGCCAUGGGUUCGCUGAACCUGAGCAGCUCUGCCACCUCUCACACACAGAGCAUGCAGGGCUUCCCUACCCCGCUGGGCUCUGCCUUCAGCAACCCCCAGUCCCCAGCUAAGGCCUUCCCUCCACUGUCCAACCCCAACCCCAGCACACCAUUUGGGGGGAUUGGGAGCCUCUCUUCACAGCUAGGUAACACAGGUCCUCUGGGAUCAGGCAUUGGUUCUGGUCUUGGAAUGCCAGCGGUGAGCAGCGAUCCGUUUGGGACGAGGAAGAUGAGCACACCGGGCCUGAAUCCGACCACCUUUCAGCAGAGUAAGAUGAAGGCCUCUGACCUAUCUCAGGUGUGGCCCGAGGCUAACCAGCACUUUAGUAAGGAGAUUGACGAUGAGGCUAACAGUUACUUCCAGCGCAUCUACAACCACCCCCCACACCCCACCAUGUCUGUUGAUGAGGUGCUGGAGAUGUUACAGAGGUUCAAGGACUCCACCAUCAAGCGAGAGCGGGAGGUCUUUAACUGUAUGCUGAGGAAUUUGUUCGAGGAGUACCGUUUCUUCCCCCAGUACCCCGACAAGGAGCUGCACAUCACCGCCUGCCUGUUCGGGGGGAUCAUCGAGAAGGGUCUUGUCACAUACAUGGCCCUUGGACUGGCCCUCAGAUAUGUCCUUGAAGCCUUAAGGAAGCCAUUUGGAUCCAAAAUGUAUUACUUUGGAAUCGCUGCUCUAGAUAGAUUCAAAAAUAGGCUGAAGGACUAUCCACAAUAUUGUCAGCACUUGGCCUCGAUCGGCCACUUUCUGCAAUUCCCCCUUCAUUUACAAGAGUGCGUGCAGUAUAUCGAGUAUGGCCAACAGUCACGGGAUCCUCCAGUGAAGAUGCAAGGAUCCAUCACCACCCCUGGAAGCCUGGCGUUGGCUCAAGCUCAGGCCCAGUCUCAGCCUCCCAAAGCCCCCCAGCCUGGACAGCCCAGCACCCUGGUCACCACAGCUACCGCCACCACCACUGUCGCCAAAACCACUACCAUCACCCGACCUACCCCUGGCAGCUUCAAGAAGGAUGUGCCGCCCUCCAUCAACACCACAAACAUUGACACUCUGCUGGUAGCAACAGACCAAACUGAGAGGAUUGUGGAACCCCCAGAAAAUGUUCAAGAGAAAAUUGCUUUUAUCUUCAAUAACCUGUCACAAUCCAACAUGACACAGAAGGUUGAGGAGUUAAAGGAAACUGUGAAAGAGGAGUUUAUGCCCUGGGUCUCCCAGUAUCUUGUCAUGAAGAGGGUCAGCAUCGAGCCCAACUUCCACAGCCUAUACUCCAACUUUCUAGACACCCUGAAGAACCCUGAGUUUGUCAAAAUGGUUCUGAAUGAAACUUACAGAAACAUCAAGGUUCUCCUUACCUCUGAUAAGGCAGCUGCAAACUUCUCUGAUCGAUCCCUACUGAAGAAUUUGGGCCACUGGCUUGGCAUGAUCACUCUGGCUAAAAACAAGCCCAUCCUGUACACGGAUUUGGAGGUGAAAUCCCUGUUGUUAGAAGCCUAUGUCAAGGGGCAGCAGGAGCUACUGUAUGUGGUCCCGUUUGUAGCCAAAGUCCUGGAAUCCAGUUUGCGUAGCGUGUCCCAUCAGGCAGAGUACCUACCGGAGCUGACAGGGAGCCAGUCCUUCCAGGCAGAAUACCUACAGCAGCAGACAGGCAGCCAGCCAGAACUAGAUGAUGUAGACCAUUAUAGGCAGUAUUAUAGCCCAUCUCCAGAAGAAGCAAAGAGGCUCAAAAUCUUCCGACCUCAGAAUCCCUGGACCAUGGCCAUCAUGAAUGUUCUGGCAGAGUUGCAUACGGAACAUGAUCUGAAGCUGAACUUAAAGUUUGAGAUUGAGGUGCUGUGUAAGAACUUAUCACUGGACAUCAACGACCUGAAGCCUGGCACCCUGCUGAAAGACAAAGACAAGUUGAAGAGUCUGGAGGAGCAGCUCUCUGCACCAAAGAAAGAGGCCAAGCCCCCUGAAGAAAUGAUCCCUAUUGUUAGCACAGGUAUCCAGCACUUUCAAACUGGGAUGCCCCUUGUCGGAGACUUUCUUCCAUUUGCAGCUGCACCAUCCACUCCCGCCCCGACCACCACUUGCUCAGCUACUGGGCCCCCUACCCCGCAGUUUAGCUAUCAUGACAUCAAUGUGUACGCCCUUGCAGGGCUAGCCCCUCACAUCAAUAUCAACAUCAACAUCCCCUUGCUUCAAGCCCACCCUCAGCUCAAGCAGUGUGUGAGACAGUCCAUUGAGCGGGCUGUGCAAGAGCUCGUCCACCCCGUAGUGGACCGCUCCAUCAAGAUCGCCAUGACCACCUGCGAGCAGAUCGUCAGGAAGGACUUUGCUCUGGACUCGGAGGAGUCGCGCAUGCGUGUGGCAGCUCAUCAUAUGAUGCGCAACCUGACUGCCGGCAUGGCCAUGAUCACCUGCCGGGAGCCCCUGCUCAUGAGCAUCGCCACCAACCUGAAGAACAGCUUUGCCGCUGCCCUCCGGGCCCCCACCCCCCAGCAGAGAGAGAUGAUGGAGGAGGCUGCUGCCAGGGUCGCCCAGGACAACUGUGAGCUGGCCUGCUGCUUCAUCCAGAAGACUGCAGUGGAGAAGGCUGGCCCAGAGAUGGACAAGAGGCUGGCGACGGAGUUUGAGCUGAGGAAGCACGCCCGCCAGGAGGGCCGUCGCUACUGUGACCCCGUUGUGCUGACCUACCAGGCCGAGCGCAUGCCAGAGCAGAUCAGACUCAAGGUUGGAGGCGUAGACCCCAAACAGCUGGCGGUGUAUGAGGAGUUUGCCCGGAAUGUUCCAGGCUUCCUACCAAGCAACGACCUGUCUCAGCCCACAGGAUUCCUUGCCCAGCCCAUGAAGCAACAGGCAUGGGCCACGGACGACGUGGCUCAGAUCUAUGACAAGUGCAUGGCAGACCUGGAGCAGCACCUCCACGCCAUCCCUCCAGCGCUGGCCAUGAACCCUCAGACCCAGGCUUUGCGCAGCCUGCUGGAGGCCGUGGCCCUAGCCAGGAACUCCCGGGACGGCAUCGCCGCUCUGGGUCUGCUGCAGAAGGCUGUGGAGGGUCUGCUGGAUGCUACCAGUGGUGCCGAUGCUGACUUGCUUCUGCGGUACAGAGAGUGCCACCUGCUGGUGCUCAAAGCCCUCCAGGACGGCCGGGCAUACGGGCCACUGUGGUGCAACAAGCAGAUUACCAGGUGCCUGAUUGAGUGCCGUGAUGAGUACAAGUACAACGUUGAGGCUGUGGAGCUGCUGAUCAGAAACCACCUGGUCAACAUGCAGCAGUAUGACCUGCACCUGGCACAGUCUAUGGAGAAUGGGCUGCACUACAUGGCGGUGGCGUUUGCCAUGCAGCUGGUGAAGCUGCUGUUGGUGGAUGAGCGCAGUGUGAGCCACAUUACCGAGGCAGACUUGUUCCACACUAUCGAGACUCUGAUGCGAACCAGCGCCCACUCCAGGGCCAACGCACCUGAGGGGCUUCCUCAGCUGAUGGACGUGGUCCGCUCCAACUACGAGGCUAUGAUCGACCGGGCCCACGGAGGACCCAACUUUAUGAUGCACUCUGGCAUCUCCCAGGCAUCCGAGUACGACGACCCGCCAGGCCUGAGGGAGAAGGCUGAGUACCUGCUGAGGGAAUGGGUCAACCUGUACCACUCUGCAGCCGCCGGCCGGGACAGCACCAAGGCCUUCUCUGCCUUUGUGGGCCAGAUGCACCAGCAGGGCAUUCUGAAGACCGAUGACCUGAUCACUCGUUUCUUCCGGCUGUGCACGGAGAUGUGUGUAGAGAUCAGCUACCGCGCCCAGGCCGAGCAGCAGCACAACCCUGCGGCCAGCGCCGCCAUCAUCAGGGCCAAGUGUUACCACAACCUGGACGCCUUUGUGCGCCUCAUCGCCCUGCUGGUCAAGCACUCCGGAGAGGCCACCAACACCGUCACCAAGAUCAACCUGCUCAACAAGGUUCUAGGUAUUGUGGUUGGAGUGUUGAUCCAGGACCAUGAUGUGAGACAGACUGAGUUCCAGCAGUUGCCUUACCAUCGCAUCUUCAUCAUGCUGUUGCUUGAGCUCAAUGCCCCCGAGCAUGUGCUGGAGACCAUCAACUUCCAGACCCUCACCGCCUUCUGCAACACUUUCCACAUCCUGAGGCCUACCAAAGCCCCUGGCUUUGUUUACGCUUGGCUGGAGUUGAUCUCUCACCGUAUCUUCAUCGCCAGGAUGCUGGCGCACACCCCACAGCAGAAGGGUUGGCCCAUGUAUGCCCAACUUCUCAUUGAUCUGUUCAAGUACCUGGCACCCUUCCUGAGGAAUGUUGAGCUUAACAAACCUAUGCAAAUCCUCUACAAGGGUACCCUGCGCGUCCUUCUGGUCCUACUGCAUGACUUCCCAGAGUUCCUGUGCGACUACCACUACGGCUUCUGCGACGUCAUCCCGCCCAACUGCAUCCAGCUCCGCAACCUGAUUCUGAGUGCCUUCCCACGCAACAUGAGGCUUCCAGACCCCUUCACUCCCAAUCUGAAGGUUGACAUGCUCAGCGAGAUCAACAUCGCUCCGCGCAUCCUUACAAACUUCACCGGAGUGAUGCCCUCUCAGUUCAAGAAGGAUCUGGACUCGUACCUGAAGACACGCUCCCCCGUCACCUUCCUCUCUGAGCUCCGCAGCAAUCUGCAGGUAGGGGGCGCCACUCUGGGUCCCUGGAAGUAUUUGCAGCACAACGACACAUCUUUAGAACAGGUGUCAAAUGAGCCAGGCAACCGUUACAACAUCCAGCUGAUCAACGCUCUGGUGCUGUAUGUGGGAACCCAGGCCAUCGCACACAUCCACAACAAGGGCAGCACCCCCUCGAUGAGCACCAUCACUCACUCAGCCCACAUGGACAUCUUCCAGAACCUGGCUGUGGACCUGGACACUGAGGGGCGUUAUCUCUUCCUGAAUGCCAUCGCCAAUCAGCUGCGCUACCCAAACAGCCACACCCAUUACUUCAGCUGCACCAUGCUGUACCUGUUUGCUGAGGCCAACACUGAGGCAAUCCAGGAGCAGAUUACCAGGGUUCUUCUGGAGAGGCUGAUUGUGAACAGGCCUCAUCCCUGGGGACUGCUCAUCACCUUCAUCGAGCUCAUCAAGAAUCCCGCCUUCAAGUUCUGGAGCCACGACUUUGUACACUGUGCCCCAGAGAUUGAGAAGUUGUUCCAGUCAGUGGCUCAGUGCUGUAUGGGGCAAAAGCAGGCUCAGCAGGUGAUGGAGGGCACUGGUGCCAGUUAGUCAGCCAGCCUGCAGGAGAGAUAAUAGGGCCAAACCCUCCAUCCCUGGACCCACCCCACAGAUGCCCCCCUACAUUACUGUUAGCACUGGAUGAACUGGCAAUGCUGAUUUUGAAGUUUGACUGCUGCUCAUGGAUCUAAGAGUUUGUUUUGGCCUGGCUAUGGAGAAGUUAUUUGGACAUGCUGUUUAAUAUUUUUAUGCUUCGAUGUAAAUAUUAAAAGGGAGAUGGAGAGAUUGAUAGUACGAGCAGAUAUGUGAAUGUAGUGUCCAACAAGUGAUCUAACAUGUAAAGACGACGUGUACACACGCAUUCAGUCACUACCAAAGGUCCCUGGCUGUCUCCCUCCUACAGAUUUAAUUUUUUGCAUAUUUGAUGAUUGAUUUAUUUGCAUUCAGAGGCUUAAAAGGUAGUGGAUAAAGAGGGCAGUUUUUUUUUUUUUUUUUUAGUGGGAAAAGAAAGGCAGUGCACUAGAUUCUUUCAUGGGUUCACUCCUUUGAUCUACUUGGGGUGUGGUGGGGGCAAUGGUCUUUCCAUUUUAAAUAGUGGGUUAGAGGUUCUCCCCGGCACUUGUAAAAUUGUGGAAAAUUUAAGAUGGCGAAUUAAAUCUUAAAAUUUGUACAAAGAUCCAAAUUGCAGAACAACAAAAGGACCAAUACAGCCCAUUUUGUAAGGAUUUUGAAUGUUUUGUAAAUGUAUUGGUCCGUGUGUAUUUUGUAGUCCUUUAUAGUUGCCUUUAGUUCUUGCUACUUAUUUCCUGUAUGUAUGCAUACUGUAGUUAACGCAUUAAACAAUUGAACUGCAA